AUGGGGCGUGGGACCCUGAGGCCACGUGGUGAUUUAACCACAGUAUCUUCGGCCGUGUCUUUUACGGCCUUUGGCUUCGGCCUACAAUACUGCGGUUGCGAGGCCGAGAGGAUUCUGUCUUUGGAGCUUUUAUUUUGUUUUCAGGAAGGCGAAAUGCCUAACGAAACGGUAGGUGCCAGGACCGAGAGGAAGUCCCUUCAAUCACCACGGUAUAACAUUUACACAACGAUUGUUAUGUAUUUACCGUCGUCUAUAACCUUUACCCCGUCAGAUUUGUCAAAGCUUGACAUGCCAGCUCCUCUAUUAGCCCUAUGCCAAUAUGUCGAGACCAAGUUGAAGCCUGCUAACAGGACCAUUAGAAUUCACAUGCCAGAGGAAGUGUUUGGCACUAAUCAUGAUACCUGGCUCUUGAGUGACGACAUUUUACAGUUUGUUUCCAUGGUUGAGAUUGGAUCCACAGUGAUUGCAGUAUACAUGAGGGGUCAUUGGGUGUUAAUAAUUGUGAGACUAGCUAAGGAGACUGUCUAUUACAUGGAUUCAUUGCCAAACCGCUCUGUUGACGAGGACAUGAGAAAUAUAGUGAAUACUUCAAUCAAAAUGUAUAACUGUCACACAGGGAAACAAUCAUCACGUAAAUCACCCAUAUGGAAAAAUCUACAAGGCACUCCUAGACAACCAACAAAUGUAGAGUGUGGCUAUUACGUGAUGCGUUUCAUGAGAGAUAUAAUUCAUGAUCUAGGCCUAGCAUUUGAGAAGAAGUUUGACAAGAAAAAGGAACCAGUUGUGUAUACUCAAGAACUUAUUGACGAAGUUAGGCUAGAAUGGGCAAAAUUUGUGAACAAGCAAUUACAGAAUUAUAAGUGA
Prunus armeniaca (apricot) is the source of this 864-nucleotide messenger RNA. NCBI's taxonomy places the organism in Eukaryota, Viridiplantae, Streptophyta, Magnoliopsida, Rosales, Rosaceae. The record is from the annotation of a GenBank genome assembly.